AUGGGGAAGCCCUUGGCAGGCAUGCCAGUCCCCACAGCAUUCACCAAGGAAGACAGCCAAGGACUCUGCUCCUUCCAGGAGCCUGGGCAGCAGCCCCUGCACCAGCAGUCGCCCUACGGACCCUGCCACUAUGAGAUGAAGCAGUUCCUGGAAUGUGCUACCAACCAGAGGGACCUGACCUUGUGUGAGGGCUUCAACGAGGCUCUGAAGCAGUGCAAGUACAGCAAUGGUGAGUCUGUGCCCUGA
Opisthocomus hoazin is the source of this 246-nucleotide messenger RNA. NCBI's taxonomy places the organism in Eukaryota, Metazoa, Chordata, Aves, Opisthocomiformes, Opisthocomidae. The record is from RefSeq and is a predicted model, not a curated record.